This is a messenger RNA of Rotaria sordida, 576 nucleotides long. Lineage: Eukaryota; Metazoa; Rotifera; Eurotatoria; Philodinida; Philodinidae. The record is from the annotation of a GenBank genome assembly.
AUGCAUAAAAGUAAAAUACCUUCAUUUUCAUCAACAAGUAUGCCUCGUUUUUAUUUUGUUUUAUUAUUAUUAAUUAUUAUUUUACUUGUUUAUUGGUAUUUUUCAUCUGAUUUAAAUUCUAAACAAGUCUUUGCUAAUAUAUCUCGUCUUCCACAAUCAUCUUUGUUUACUUAUCCAAAUGUUUCUUCACAAAUACAUUUCAAUGAAAGUCAAGGUAUACUUUAUGUACCACCUUAUGAUCAACCAGCUCAUUUUGUUUCAAUGAAAAGCAAUGCUGUACGAGGCAAUCAUCGACAUAAAAAUAAUGAAAAUAGUAUUUCAUAUGAAGUACUUGUUCUAUUACAAGGUCAAUAUCAAUUUCGUAUUAGUAAUGAUGAUACAAACAAAUAUGAAGAUUAUCAAUAUGAUAUAUCUAAAAUAGGUAUUGUUGCUCUUAAAUUUCCAGCUGAUAAAUGUCAUGCAUUAAAAAAUAUUGGAAAACAAACAAAUUGGUUUGCUAGUUAUUAUAUUAAAUCAAAAGAUGUUACAACAAUAUCUGUUGAUAAACAAAAUUGUAAAAAAAUGAUAUUAACUUAA